Molecule: messenger RNA, 1302 nt
Organism: Naumovozyma castellii
Lineage: Eukaryota; Fungi; Ascomycota; Saccharomycetes; Saccharomycetales; Saccharomycetaceae
Gene: HYM1
Product: Hym1p
Exons: 1
Coding region: 1-1302 (433 amino acids)
Source: RefSeq, a predicted model, not a curated record
AUGUUCAAGAAAUAUAAAAACCAGGACCUGGAUGUGGGAUUUUGGUGGAAGAAAUCACCAAAGACGCCCUCCGAUUACGUUAAGUUGCUAACCGAACAACUAACUAAGAUAUCGUCCUUAUCUUCCGCAACAGAUGUGAAAAAGAAAGGUCAAGAAGAUUGUUCCAAGUAUUUAAUUGGAUUAAAACACUUUAUAUUAGGUGAUACCGAACCGCGUCCCACCACAGAAGCCAUUGAUGAGCUGUAUAUGGCCAUACUCCGCAGUGAUCUGUUUUUUCAUCUAUUAUCCCAUUUCCAAGAUCUGGAAUUUGAGGCUAGAAAAGAAGUUAUGCUUAUCUUUGCAAUUUGUUUGAAUUAUUCUAAAGAUAAUAAAUUAGUGGCGGUUGAUUACUUUAUAUCUCAACCAAGAACAAUCAAUUUAAUGUUGAGAACAGUGGAAUUAUCACUACAGCAAAAUGGGUCACAAGAUAUAUUCUUAGUUACAGGGAACAUGAUAUUAGAAUGUAUCAAAUAUGAACAAUUGUGUAGAAUUAUCUUAAAGGAUCCUCAAUUAUGGAAAUUUUUUGAUUUUGCCAGACUGGCAAAUUUCGAAAUGAGUACUGAAUCUUUACAAAUAAUAAAUUCUGCCUUUACUACUCAUGUGAAACUAGUUGCCAAGGAAUUCUUCAUUAAUUCAAAUAAUGUUGCGAAAUUUAUCAAAUACAUCAAUAGAUUAAUGACUCAUGGAAGUUAUGUGACGAAAAGACAAAGUACAAAACUACUAGCUUCUUUAGUAGUUAUGAGAUCUCAGAACUUACUUAUGAACGCAUAUAUAAACCAACCAGAAAAUCUAAAAAUUAUAAUGACUUUAAUGACAGAUAAAUCCAAAAAUUUGCAGUUUGACGCAUUCAAUAUAUUUAAAGUUAUGAUGGCCAAUCCAAAGAAACAAAAACCGAUCCAAGACAUACUAAUGAAAAAUAGAGAAAAAUUGUUAAUGUAUUUUGAAACUUUUGGUCUAGACAUUCAGGAUCCAAUGUUUAUGAAUGAAAGGGCGUUUAUUAUCCAAGAAAUUGAAAAUAUACCAAGACUGGUCCAAUCUUCAAAUAGCGAGAAUAAUACUAUUAAUGCUAGUAAUGGCGGUAUUGGUAAUAAUUCCAAUAAUGGGUCAAAUCUUUCUAGUUCCAUGAAUAAUAUCAAUAAUACGAGUUCAUCUCCAGCAAAAUAUAGCAUGACUGCCUCGACAGAGACGACUCCAGGAGCACUAAGUAAAACGAACAGCAGCCACAGUAACCAUCGCUUACCAGGGUUCCAAGAAAUGAAGUAG